AUGCGCUUGUUUUUGUUUCCCUCAAGCCAUGUCUCCUUCGUCGACUGCCCCGGCCACGACAUUCUCAUGGCGACAAUGCUAAACGGUGCAGCGGUCAUGGAUGCUGCCCUUCUUCUGAUUGCCAGCAAUGAGCCUUGCCCACAGCCCCAGACAAGCGAGCACCUCGCCGCAGUCGAGAUCAUGCGUUUGAACACCAUUAUAAUCCUGCAAAAUAAGAUCGACCUCAUAAAGGAGGCCACUGCACACGACCAGUAUGAACAGAUUGUGAACUUCACUAAGGGUAGCGUUGCUGAGAACGCGCCUAUUAUCCCUAUUUCGGCCCAGCUGAAGUACAACAUUGAUGUUGUCUGUGACUACAUCGUGAAUAGCAUUCCGGUACCAGUACGCGACUUCACCUCGGAUCCCCGUCUGAUUGGUACGCUCUUAGAUGCGCUUUCAAAUAUCUCAUUAGCGAGCCUCUUUUUCUGUUUUUGCUUUAAUUUAUAA
Messenger RNA from Dibothriocephalus latus, 486 nucleotides. The record is from the annotation of a GenBank genome assembly. NCBI's taxonomy places the organism in Eukaryota, Metazoa, Platyhelminthes, Cestoda, Diphyllobothriidea, Diphyllobothriidae.